AUGGCUCGACGUCACGCCAGACAAGCCUUGUUCUUCUCCCUCAUCGCCUCGUUUUCCUUACUUCCCGCCUCGCUCGCACAGCCCAUCUUACACUGUUCCGAACGUCACUCCGCACGCCAGCCAAACUGCCACUGCACCGUCAUUCCUCACAACGUCUGGCUCAACACUGCAACGAGCAGUCCUUCCUACCUCUCAUCAUCCCCCGAUUGCCAGCAACUGGCUUCCAAAUUGGAACGUUGGCGUGAACAUGAUGCUCAUCACUGGGAAACCUUCCUCUCCAAAUCCGACCAGGUGCCAGGUCAUAGCUCGGAUCGCGUCGGCGCUUCCUCGGUGCGUGUACUCGGCGUCCACAGGCCUAGCGAGGAUGAAGCCAACGGCAGCGAUGCAUUACGGCAGACAUUACAGGAGGGUGUUGUCAUGUGCAGACCCACGCAAUGGUCCAGCUCCAGAGAUGUGAGGGCUUUCGUUCGCGGUGUUGCAGAGAUGGACGAGUCUUGGCAGCCAAGCCAAGCAACAUUUGUCGUGGGUGCAGUGCUUGUGCUGGCGCUUCUUGGUGUCAUUGCUGAGGUUGUGGAUCUUGUGCUGUUCAGGUCUGGCCUCCUCUUGUCACGACAGCCUAUUAUGCUGACGGGCUCGGAGAAGAUCAUUUGCGCAGAUGGAUCACUAUCGUCCCUCGGCGCACACGAAGAGCAAGUCGACAGCGACGAAGAUUGGCCAGAUGAGAGUCCAAUCAUAUGA
This is a messenger RNA of Pseudovirgaria hyperparasitica, 738 nucleotides long. RefSeq lists its product as uncharacterized. The record is from RefSeq and is a predicted model, not a curated record. The transcript has 2 exons. Bases 1 to 738 code for a protein of 245 amino acids. NCBI's taxonomy places the organism in Eukaryota, Fungi, Ascomycota, Dothideomycetes, Acrospermales, Acrospermaceae.